GUCACGUGGCCAGGAAACAGCGGAAGAAGAGGACUCCGCAGCAGAAAAGAAAGGAUAACUUGCAGCCGUCAGGAUGCAGAGCACCACCAACUACCUGUGGCUCAUUUCAGACCUGCUGGGUCAGGGAGCGACGGCCAACGUUUACCGCGGCAGACACAAGAAAACUGGUGACCUGUACGCCGUCAAAGUCUUCAACAACUUGAGCUUUUUGAGGCCGCUGGACGUCCAGAUGAGAGAGUUUGAAGUUCUGAAAAAACUCAACCACAAGAACAUCGUCAAACUCUUCGCUGUGGAGGAAGAGUCCAACACCCGACACAAGGUCCUGGUGAUGGAGUACUGUCCCUGUGGAAGUCUCUACACAGUCUUAGAGGAGUCGUCCAACGCGUACGGACUUCCUGAAGACGAGUUCCUCAUAGUGCUGCACGAUGUGGUGGCAGGUAUGAACCACCUGAGAGAGUACGGCAUCGUCCACCGGGACAUCAAACCGGGAAACAUCAUGCGAGUGAUCGGAGAGGACGGACGCUCCGUCUACAAACUGACAGACUUCGGAGCCGCCAGAGAGCUGGAGGACGACGAGCAGUUUGUGUCUCUGUACGGCACCGAGGAAUACCUGCACCCCGACAUGUACGAGCGAGCCGUGCUGAGAAAAGACCACCAGAAGAAGUACGGAGCCACGGUGGAUCUGUGGAGCAUCGGAGUGACGUUUUAUCACGCCGCCACGGGCAGCCUCCCGUUCAGACCGUUCGAAGGGCCGCGCAGGAACAAAGAAGUGAUGUAUAAAAUCAUCACGGAGAAACCGUCCGGGACGAUCUCCGGACAUCAGAAGUGUGAGAACGGGAAGAUCGAGUGGAGCACGGAGAUGCCGGUGUCCUGCAGUCUGUCCAAGGGUCUUCAGAGCCUCCUGACUCCGGUGCUCGCCAACAUCCUGGAGGCGGAUCAGGAGAAGUGUUGGGGCUUCGACCAGUUCUUCGCCGAGACCAACGACAUCCUGCACCGGACCGUCGUCUACGUGUUCAGUCUGCAGCAGGCCACGCUGCACCACGUCUACAUCCACGAAUACAACACGGCGGCGCUGUUCCAGGAGCUCCUGUCCCGCAGAGCCAGCAUCCCGCUGCACAACCAGGAGCUGCUGUACGAAGGCCGCCGCCUCGUCCUCGACCCCAACCGGCAGGCCAAGACCUUCCCCAAAACCUCCAGAGACAAUCCCAUCAUGCUCGUCAGCCGAGAGUCCGUCGCCACCGUGGGACUCAUCUUCGAAGACCCCAGUCCUCCGAAAGUUCAGCCUCGCUACGACCUCGACCUGGACGCCAGCUACGCAAAGACGUUUGCAGGCGACGUUGGACAUUUAUGGAAAACGUCGGAGUCUCUGCUGGUUUAUCAGGAGCUGGUGCGGAAAGGAGUUCGAGGGUUAAUCGAGCUGAUGAAGGAGGAUUACAGCGAGAUUCAGCACAAGAAGUCGGAGGUUUUCCGUCUGUGUAACUACUGCACUCAGAUCCUGGAGAAGACAGAGCAGCUGUUCGAGGUGUUGAUACAGGCCAACAUGAUGUCAUCAGAGUACGACGAGAUCUCCGACAUGCACAAGAAAAUUCUCCGAAUUUCGAGCUCUCUGGAGCCGAUCGAAAGAACAACGCAAGACAUCAAGAGUAAAUUCAUCCCAGGAGGCCUGCUGACCGACGGCUGGCCACAACAAGUGGGGACACACCCCGAGGACAGGAACGUGGAGAAAAUCAAAGUGCUGCUGGACGCCAUCACAGCCAUCUACCAACAGUUCAAGAAGGACAAAGCCGAGAGACGUCUGCCGUACAAUGAAGAACAGAUCCAUAAAUUUGACAAGUAA
Messenger RNA from Plectropomus leopardus (leopard coralgrouper), 1837 nucleotides. NCBI's taxonomy places the organism in Eukaryota, Metazoa, Chordata, Actinopteri, Perciformes, Serranidae. The record is from RefSeq and is a predicted model, not a curated record.